Molecule: messenger RNA, 5700 nt
Organism: Xyrichtys novacula (pearly razorfish)
Lineage: Eukaryota; Metazoa; Chordata; Actinopteri; Labriformes; Labridae
Source: the annotation of a GenBank genome assembly
AUGACACAAAGUCAGAAUUCUGGCAGGAGGAGACGAAGGGGUAAGCCUGUGCAGUUAUUUCAUGCUAACAUGUAUUGGAAUGAGGAAAAAAAAAACACGUUUUAGUUUAUUAUUCAGAGCAGAAGUUGGUGCAAUCUCAAUGGGAGUAGAUUUCAUCAUUACGACCCUAAUGUUGCUGCAAUAACGGACUGCUGUUUGGCCCGGGGCCCUCCUAUAAAAGGGUCUUUGAGCUCCCCUCUCAGAGAAACUCAGCCAGCUUUAGCCCACAGAGUGUGGAGCUCCUGAGGCCGAGUUUAGAGGUCCCCCCCUCCUGGAAUGUGGCUGGGAGUGGAUUGCACAGUUUUUACUCUCUUGAAGAGUCUGGCGAGGGUAACCCUGCUGGUGUAGAAAACACAUCAGCCAGUUCAGGUCACUUUAGGUGAUAGAGCGAAACCAGAACAAAAUCACAGUUUUUCCUGUUUGUGGUGUCCGUAUUUCAGCUGUUAAAUGUGAAUAUCUGCAGAAAACAUCUAGACUUGUCUCUGUAGUAUUUCUAGGCUCAUCACACUUUUGGUAACUUCUCUGUUUUGGCUGUGUAACCUACUCUUUAUGAGUUAUUGUGAGUAUUUAAAUUGGUGUUUUUUUGACAGUAUUGCAUCGUUUUUUUUCCGUGGAGGUCCAGUGGAGAAAGGUUGGGAUCCACUGGUCUGAAUGCCAGAGCUUCCAAAGACCCCUCUGCGGUCUAGCUGUUAGUUUAAGUUUUAAAUCCCACCAGUUUUUUGAGAGAAGUGAAGUUUUAAUUUUUAAAGAUGAUUGAGUUUCAUUUUUAUUGGAUUAUAAGUGAAGAUGAGGACCAGCAGACCGACAGGAGUAGCUCCAGUGUUUGAUAAAAAAACAAGAAUUUUGUAAGAACUAAUAAACACAAAAAUCUGAGUUAGUGAGAUGUUUUUAAUGGAUUUUUAAAGCUUCUGUAAGGAGUUUUUUAUGUUUAUGAAAUACACUGAAAUUCAUAUUGAUGCCUUUUAAUGAUAAAUAAUGUCAGACAAGACCAGCGGAGACAAGCCUGAUGAUUUUUAUAACUUAUUUUUACUGUCAGAAACCGGUGUGAUGAUAAGUAAAAGCCUGGCAGCUGAAACAGCCCUGUUUUUACGAUUUACAUGUAAAAUGUAGAAAAUAAAUUAUAUACUUGACUGUCAAGAGUGAGCAGGAUAAGAUUUGUUGUCAUAAAUUAAUAUUUGGUUGAUAAAUAAUGUCUGCGGUGUCUCUAAAACAACGAGACUCUGUCUUAGAUCAACACAAGAAUGAGUUCCUGUGAGGACCUGAGGGAUCUUUGCCUCCGAGUUAAGGUGUGACGUCAGUCCUAGUCUUCUUCCUCCUCCUCCUCCUCCUCAGGCCAGAUUCCCUCUGUUCAUACUUAGUGUAAUAAACCAGCGUCCACUGAGGCGUUUGGCGUCUUGAGCAGGAAGGCGUGGUGUACAGUCAGUGGAUCAAACAGCCAGGAACAUUAAUAAUCUCUGCAGCAUUGGUGUUACGUAAGUGGAGCAUAUCUCGUGACAGUGGUAUGCGCUCAGUUCUCCGGCUGGUUUUGUAUUUCCUGAUUUACCUGCUCACAGCCACCUGUCUCAUUGUCACCUCUGAUUUAGCUCCUCCCAGUCAAUACGUUGACAAAGCCGGACAGUAACUACCUGAUAGUCAUCCAUUCUCAAACCGGGUCACAUCCUGCUUGAGCAGGCUGAGGUGGCAUACACUCACCUGUGUGAGCUGUAACCUCAGAUUAGAUUAGAUUAUAUUUGGAGGAUUCGCUGAAUGGACGAUCAAUCUGCCAACGAGAGUGAGGAGUCGGAUCAACUUUUAAAGAGUAUGUGAGUAGAAACAGAUUGACAUUUUGGCCUGUAAGAGUAAUUAAGGUUUCCCAUUCAGGUUUACCACUAAGGUCUUCUUAAGUAAGCUAACGGGUAAAUCUAGACUUGAGGCCAAACCUUUGUGUAGUGUUUCAGAACAGCUCAAGACAAAGCAGGUGUAACAACAUAUUUUCUUACCUACUUAAACUCCAUGGUGGUUUCCUCUGGAUCAGGCUUGUGAAAGUAAACAAAACGGAAAAAGAAAAUGGUAGAAAACAAGACUAAGAAAAAAAAAGCAUUUUUCUGUUUCAUGAGGAGCUUUUUGACCGGUUAUGAAAUAGGAAGAAAUCAACAAUGGUGUCUCUUUAUGGCAUAGAAAUGUAAAUAAGGACAUCCUCGACAGAAACAACAGUUAUCAUAGAGUAAUUUUUAACGCCUGUGACAGCUGCAAGGGCGUAGUAUUUACACACAAGUGCUGUUUUGUUAGCAAAGUGCAGGAAAAACCUAGUUGAGAUUGAAGAUGUUCUCCUUUGUCCACAGGGGGCGCCAAACAGGAGCUUUAAAAUGAUUUUAAAACAUGUUAAUAACCCCUUUCAGAAUCUGCUCUGUAACAGACCCCUAAACUACUGUAGUUUAAACACAGAGGUUAGUUGUUUAAAUGCAGAUAUUUACAGAAUGUCCCUUUAUUUUCUGUCUUACAGGUCAAACCAGGCCUCCGUCCUCCAUGCCUGCUGCCCCAGGCUUUUCUCGACCGGAGCAGAAUGAGCCGAUGAAUAAUCUGCGAAUUUCUGUCGGAGGCCUCCCCGUGUUGGCUUCCAUGGCCAACACCACAGACCCUCGUUUCCGCCUAAAAUGGAAGCCCAUCCUGGUGGUGGCGGUCUCGCUGGCGUUACUCCUCCUGCUGAUGCACUUGAGCUCGGGCAUGCACCCGCGCUCCUACGUCUCUCACAACGGGAAAGUGAAUCGCGGCGACGCUGAGGAGCAUGCGUCCCGUUACAAUGACACCUACCCCCUUAGCUCGCCCGAGCACACGCCGCACGGCAUCCGCUACCGCAUCGGGGUCAUCGCCGACCUGGACACGAACUCUCUCAGCGACAAGAAACAGACGUGGUUUAGCUACAUGCGGCGGGGGCACCUGCUGGUGUCCCAAAGCGGGGACAAGGUAGCGGUUGAGUGGGAUGCUGACAGGGUGGUGCUGGAGAGCCACCUAUCAGAGAAAGGCAGAGGUAUGGAGCUGUCGGAGCUGGUGGUGUUCAACGGGAAGCUGUACAGCGUCGACGACAGGACGGGUGUCGUCUACCAUAUCGAUGGGGACAAAGCUGUGCCCUGGGUCAUCUUAACUGACGGAGACGGCAGUGUCGCCAAAGGUGGGUCGAGUUGAUAUAUGAACUUAGUUUUCCUCAGAGGGGGAAAUCCGAGGUAUCAACAGGGUUCCUAAAAAUGUCUGAUUUUUACUUAGAAGAGGUUUUAAAUAUUAGAUGGCCUUCAGUCCUGUUUAUGUCUUAGCUUUUUACAAUCCUACUCUGGCAGAAGUAAAGUAGGGGAGAGUGGGGUAAGUUGAGCCACCCCCUGUUGCUUGGAAAUGGUAAAAGAAAUUGAUCAUGUGACCAAAUAUUUAGGAGAUUGGCAUCAAUUCAUGGAGUCUGUGAAGGUUAGAAACACUUGGGUGAUGGGGUUAGACAUUUAUUUACAAAGAAAAAUGUUUUUCACUCUUCAAAGUGAAUUUAGUCUGUCGAAAGUUUUAUUAGAAUUGUGUUCAGACCAAAGAAGAUAAUUUUUAAAUUAGUUGUAUACAUCAAUUGUGGUAUCUAUGAGCUAAAAUAUGAGGUCAAAAACCAUAAAAGUCCACCAUUUUAGCUCAAAGGACUAAUAAAGUCAUAGUAGUAGUUCUGGGGUAAGUUGAGCCUGUAGCUCAACUGGAAAAGUAAAAGAGUCUGAUGAGAGGAUCAGAGUUUCUGUUCAGAUUGAAGUAUGAAAUGAAAUAAAAUAUUUGGAUCUUGAUGAUUCGAUUUGAGUUUGGAGGUGACCCCAUGUGUUGAAGCUGGUAGCCUAGCUUCGAGCCUCUGUGACCAACACACUUACAAGGAUCAGAUUGAUUGAUUGAUUGAUUGAUUGAUUGAUUUAGCUUUCGUACACACAUCAGACUUUUUAAUUCUUCUAUAAGUAGUAGAUGAGAUAAGAUCCCAGACAAAUCAAUUUACCUUUUGGGUUCAAUAAAGUUCUUGUAUUGUAUUGUAUUAUACGAACCUCGUCCAAUACCACUUAAGACAAAAGCAGAGUGAUACUUUACUUUAUAAACUGUUGGGUCUAAACCUGCCCAAAUGACUGAAAACACAUAAAGAAGAGAAAGACGAUGGUUUAGAUUUCUUCCUCGAGGAGAAUGGGCAGAGAUAGUUUCAGUUACAAUCUCAAAACCAUUCUGAAGGUAUUUCUGUCCAGUCCCUUUUAUUUAGGGUUGUCCCUGGUUACACAAUGUUACUAAAGGAUGGGGGAAAACUAUGUGCAGCAACGUAAGCCCUCUCAUAAAACAAAAUAAUGAACAACAGAAAAUAUGUGAGGGUCAAGGCGACAUUGUUGACAUUAAACGAGCUCCUUCUGAUAGGAGCGGAUCCUCCUCAUUACUUCCCACGAUUCACAGUGGAGGUUACAUCACACACACACCUGCUAAUAGGAGAAACAAGGUCACAGAGAAGUUAAGAAAAACUCAUGUGCUGUGUAAUAAAUCUAUUGGAGAGAGAAGUUAGAAAACACUCUUAUAUGAUGUGUAACAAGAGGUUAAAACAGUUCAUACUUGUAGUAAACUCUUACAUAAGAAUAUGAGUAAAAAUGAUAACUUCUAUAUACAUUUAUACACAUUAUUCUGACAUAAACUUUACUAAUAAGUAAGUUAACUUCAGUAUACUGUCUUAGAUAUCACUAUUUUUUAAACAAACUGUAUUUGAAGCUCCUAUGAGGAGUUUUUGGUGUUUAUGAAAUUGGCUGAAAUUCACAUUGAUGCCUUUUUAUGAUAAACAAAAUCAGACAAAACCAUCAGGGACAAGACCGACCAUUUCUUAUUCUGUAAUUUGUAAUGCCUGAAACCAGUGGAAGGGGGCAGGUGUCAGCCGAGCUUCAAUUUUCCACAUGAAGUAUUCAGAAAAAUGCUGCGUUUGACCGUCAGGAGUCAGCAUGAUGACAUUUCCGACGCAGGACUCUGACAUUUCCUCGUACUCUCUCCUGACAGGGUUCAAAGCCGAGUGGAUGGCUGUGAAGGACAAGCACCUAUACGUGGGCGGUCUCGGCAAAGAGUGGACCACCACAGAAGGCGUGUUUGUCAACAACAAUCCUGAGUGGGUGAAAGUGGUGGGCCACAGAGGGGAUGUAAAACACGAGAACUGGGUUCCUAGGUACAAGUCUAUGAAGGCUGCGGCAGGAAUUGAACCUCCAGGUGAGGACAGAAAUCCAGCCUCGCUGUUGAAACCUCGAUUUUUUUCUUUUACGACUUUGUUUAAUGUCCCGAAUCCUUGCAGGUUAUUUUAUUCAUGAAUCCGCCGCCUGGAGCGACACCCUGCAGCGAUGGUUCUUCCUCCCUCGCCGUGCCAGCAAAGAGCGCUACGAGGAGACGGCAGACGAGCGCCGGGGCACGAACCUCGCCCUCAGCUGCUCGCCGGACUUCACAGACAUCAUCGUGAGCCGGGUGGGCGAACUUAACCCCACUCAUGGUUUCUCCUCGUUUAAGUUUGUGCCCAACACAGACGACCAGAUCGUCCUGGCUCUCAAGUCGGAGGAAGACGCCGGAAAGAUCGCCACAUACAUCAUGGCGUUCACACUAGACGGACGCAUCCUUUUAGCGGAAACCAAGAUCGGGGACGUUAAAUACGAGGGUUUGGAGUUCAUAUAG